UUCUCCAGGCUGAACAGCCCCAGUUUCCUUUUUAAUCUGAAAUGCCAUCACAUAAUUUUGUAACCCUUCAAAAGGGGUUGCAGUGAUGUGGCAGUGUUUGAUUACAUUUAUCAGGAGUAACAGGAACUAGAGGAACUGAUGUUGUUUGUGCUUGGUUGUACUCCGGGCUAGAGGGACAGACCUGGGGACAGACAAACAGUGAGAGUCUCUGGAGCCACAGUAGUAGCUGGAAACGCAAUUACGGGGGAUGCAUGAGAAACACAUUAAAGCAGUGGGAUGUUACCACCAGUCUUUGACACCUUGUCUGUGAAAGUUAAUAGCUGAUGGAGAUGUGUCGUGAAAGCUACUAUUAGAGUAUGGGAAGUCUUGCUUGUGAAGGCAGCCUGAAAAAGAAAAUUAUGAGUAGUAUCGAUACAGUGGUAGGAGCAUUCCUCAUUCUAAAACACAGGGGGAAAGAGCUGUUUUGCAUCUUCAAAACUUACUGGAACUUCUUUAUAGAUUGGCCUGUGGAAUUCUCUGUUACAGUAGAACCCAGAUCUGUUCGAGAGACUUUUUAAAGUGUCCUUAGUUAAAUUGGGGGGAUUUUUUCUGUUUUGUUGAAGAGAAGCUUAUAACUUGAAAUAUAUUCCUGAAUGCAUGAUUAACCUGUAGAUAUUAAGGAAUAAAUAUUUUGGGUUUUUUUUUGUGGGUUUUUUUUUUUUUCCUUUUUCUUUCUUUCUUUCUUUUUUUCUUUCUUUCUUUUUUUGUUUUUUUUUUUUUUUUUUCCUUUUUUUUGGGCAUUAUUUUGUAAUAUGUGUUGUUGAUCACUUGUGGAGACAGGGCAGAGUACAAGAAUACUUUUAUGAUACGGAAUGGCAAGUUGGUGUUCUGUGAUGACCCUCCUCCCAUAGACUAAAUAGACUAUAUAUGUGAGGGGUUCAUAGGGGCUUCAGGAUGAAAAUUAACAAUUAUUACAAAUUAGCCAUUCGAUUGGGGUUUUUUUCCUGCUUUUUCCUCUAAUUUCACUUAAUGUGACUUUCUCGUAUUUUACAUUCUCCUCUAUAUAAUUCUUCUCUUUUAAAAAAAGAACCUCCUAGUUUGUUUUUAAUACAUGCUAAGAAAAUGAAUAAAAGUAAAUGGUUUGAAAGAAACAUGUUCUUGCAGCACACUCAAAAUAAAGCAGAUCUUGGACUCAAUGGAAAUACUUGGUUAGUUCAAGUAAUUUCUAGGCUGAAUUUUUACAUCCACUGCAAGUGCAGUCAGCACGGACAUUGCAAGUAAUUUAUUUCUAGCUUCUGUUAAUGCACUGCCUCCUAUCAACUACCUACCAAGUAGCAGUAUUAAACUACUUCUCAAUGCUUUGCUGACAGUUUUUCUGUUUACACUACCUUGUAUGGAAAACUAUGAUAUAAAUGAAAAAAAAGACAUUCAGCCGAGAAGUUAGCAUUAAUUACUACUGCAAAGGCAACUCCAUUGCCUUUAGUUCCUGUUCCUUGAGUAGCUGAGCUGGUAACGGGCAUCUUCACUAGGGCACUGCAGUCCCUUUUGGCUUCUCACAGGUGGGUGGGAGCAUGCAAGUGAGCUUUGUGGACGUUUUGUAUGAACUUCCUUCUCUAUGUUGUUAAGAGUCAGAGAGAUCUAGAACCAGUGAGGAAGCCCCAAAGACCAUAAUACCUUGGAUAAAGACGUAGAUAAGGCUUCAGAGGUGAUGUAGCAGCAGAUGCAUUUGCUGUUGUGAAUUUAAGUUGAAUGUGGAAUAUGAUCAAGUGCGUUAUUACUCUUUAAGUAAAGAGAAGGGGUAUCAUGGCUGUUGCUACCAUUCUCUUGGUUUGCUAGCUGUUGUGUCUGCUCUUCCUAAAUAUUUUUGUGGUAAGGACACUGAGGGACAGAAAGAAUACUAUGAAUAACAUCUACUGCUCUGCUGCUGGGAUUUUGUUUUCUCCUCUCUCUCAAACCAAGUUCAAGUGAGAUCAUUAAAACAUUGCAAUAAAACUGUGUUAACAGACUAAGCCACAGAUGGUUUUGAUGUGCUAUAGGUAAUGACUAGCUAAAGACAAUGCUUUCAAAAUCGAAUGUAUUUUUUUUUCCCUGUAAGUUGAUGGGGGAAAAAUCCACACAAAACAAAAGAGGAAAUGAGGGAGAAUAAAACUAGAGGCACAAACUACUCUUGUAUGCAAAUGGAACAGAUUUUCCUCAAUGAUUUUUUUGAACGCAUUAUUCUGUGCAACAGCCUUGUGUGGAGCUGUGCUGUAACAGGUAAACCAGGACUCACAUAUCAGGAAGCACUGGAAUCGGAGAAGAAAGCCAGACAGAAUCUUCAAAGUUUUCCAGAGGCACUCAUCAUUCCAGUUCUCUACUUGGCAACCCUUACCCAUUGCUCCCGACUGCAUGAGAUCUGUGAUGAAAUCUUUGCUUAUGUCAAGGAUCGUUAUUUUGUUGGUGAAACAGUGGAAGUAGUUAGAAAUAAUGGUGCAAGGUUGCAGUGUAAGAUUUUGGAAGUCAUAGCUCCAGCCCAUCACAAUGGAAUGGCAAAUGGCCACGCCAGCAGCACUGACGGAGACACAAUUGUCAUCAGUGACAGUGACGACUCAGAAACGCACAAUAGCUCUGCACAAAAUGGGGAGAAGAAAGCCAUAACUGAUCCUUCUUUGUUUAAAUACAAAGUCCAACCUAUUAAAAAAGAUUUAUAUGAAACUGUUAUCGUUAAAGCAUCUCAACUAAGCCGGAGGAAACAUCUCUUUUCUCGUGAUAGACUUAAACUUUUUCUGAAACAACACUGUGAACCACAUGAUGGAGUCAUUAAAACUAAGGCAACAUCAAUUGCAAAAUAUAAUCUAGCAGAACAAAAUUUCUCCUACUUAUUUCCUGAUGACCCACCCACAUUUAUCUUCAGUCCUGCAAGCAAACGGCGAGGGAGACCUCCAAAGAGGGCAUCCAGUGGUCUUGAGGACGAGAUUGUGGCUAAACGAAAUCCACAAGGAAACAAAACAAAAGUAGCAAGGGAAAAGACAAGGUUCCAGAAGCAAAAGGAAGAUAUGCAGGCCAUGGCUUUUGAGAAAGCUAAAUUAAAACAAGAGAAGGCAAAUGCUAUAGAAGCUAAGAAAAAGGAGAAAGAAGAUAAGGAAAAAAAGAGAGAAGAAUUAAAGAAGAUUGUGGAAGAAGAAAGGAUGAAGAAGAAAGAAGAGAAAGAGAGACUCAAAAUAGAAAAGGAAAAAGAAAGAGAGAAGCUGCGUGAAGAAAAAAGAAAAUAUGUGGAAUACCUGAAACAAUGGAGUAAGCCCAGAGAGGAUAUGGAGUGUGAUGAUCUUAAGGAACUUCCUGUUCCAGUGCCAGUGAAGACAAGGCUUCCUCCUGAGAUCUUUGGUGAUGCUCUGAUGGUUUUGGAGUUUUUAUAUGCUUUUGGGGAACUUUUUGAUCUUCAAGAUGAAUUUCCUGAAGGAGUGACUUUAGAAGUUUUAGAGGAAGCUCUUGUAGGAAAUGACACUGAAGGCCCACUAUGUGAAUUGCUGUUUUUCUUCCUGACUGCCAUCUUUCAGGCAAUGGCCGAAGAGGAAGAGGAAGUGGCCAAAGAUCAAAUAGCUGAUGCUGAGACCAAAGAUUUAACAGAGGCUUUGGAUGAAGAUACAGACCCCACAAAAUCUGCACUGUCUGCAGUUGCAACUUUGGCAGCUGCAUGGCCCCAGUUACAUCAGGGCUGCAAUCUGAAAAACUUGGAUCUUGAUAGCUGCACUCUUUCUGAGAUUCUCAGACUUCACAUUCUAGCGUCAGGCGCUGAUGUAACAUCAGCCAAUGCGAAAUACCGUUACCAGAAACGAGGAGGGUUUGAUGCUACUGAUGAUGCUUGCAUGGAGCUGAGACUAAGUAAUCCUGGUCUCUUGAAGAAACUUUCAAGUACCUCAGUGUAUGAUUUGUUGCCAGGAGAAAAGAUGAAGAUCCUUCAUGCCCUCUGUGGGAAACUUCUGACUCUCGUCUCCACUCGAGAUUUCAUUGAGGACUCUGUUGAUGUGUUACGACAGGCAAAACAAGAGUUCAGAGAAUUAAAAGCAGAACAGCAUCGCAAAGAACGAGAAGCAGCAGCAGCAAGGAUACGUAAGAGGAGAGAAGAAAGAUUAAAAGAACAAGAGUUAAAAAUGAAAGAGAAACAAGACAAGCUGAAGGAGGAAGAGCAAAGAAAUGCUGCAGUAGAACUAUCUGUUGGGGAGGAGGAACGGGAAGAUCUUGAUACUAGUACAGAGAGCAAAGAAGUCGAACGUAAAGAGCAAGACGUGGACACAGUGACAGAGGAUGAAGAAGAGCUGGGACCAAACAAAAAACGAAGAAGGGGAAGGAGAGGGCAAAAUGGAUAUAAAGAAUUUACAAGACAAGACGAGACUGCUUGUGAAAAGAGUGAACCUCUUACUGCUGAAGAUGAAGAAGCUUUAAAACAGGAGCAACAAAAGAAAGAGAAGGAACUGUUAGAAAAGAUUCAGAAUGCAACAGCCUGCACAAAUAUAACCCCAUUGGGUCGUGAUCGUCUGUACCGGCGCUACUGGAUUUUCCCCUCUGUUCCUGGAUUGUUUAUAGAAGAGGACUAUUCUGGUCUGACAGAAGACAUGUUGUUGCCUCGAACCUCUUCCUUUCAGAAUAGUGUACAGUCUUGCACAAAUGAACCUCAGGUAUUCAGUAAAACUGGAGAGUCUUUGAAAUCUUCUGAAUCUACCUCCAAUAUUGACCAAGAUUCACACACCAGUGUUGUCGUAGAGGUGCCAAGGCCAGUAUAUAAACCAAACCGUUGGUGCUUUUACAAUUCUCGGGAACAACUGGACCAACUGCUAGAGGCUCUCAAUUCCCGAGGACAUAGGGAGAGUGCCUUAAAAGAAACUCUUUUACAAGAGAAAAGUAGAAUAUAUGAACAACUAAGCAGUUUUCCUGUGGAAAAAUUCAAUAUUCCAGACAAACCUCAAAGUGAUGUCAGACCUCCUUCAGGACGGGGAAGGUUGCAGAAUGCCCAUGAUGGAUCUCAUGUAUCUGCAGAGAAGCAGCUUGAACUGAGACUUAGAGACUUUCUUUUGGACAUUGAAGACAGGAUCUACCAGGGAACAUUGGGGGCUAUUAAGGUUACAGACAGACAGGCUUGGAGAGCAGCCUUAGAACAUGGGCGGUAUGAGUUUCUGAAUGAUGAAAACAAAGAAAAUGGUAUAAUUAAAACUGUGAAUGAAGAAUCCGAAGAAGUGGAAACUGAUGAUCAAGAUAAAUUUAUUGUGAAAGACAGACUCGUUGGGUUAAAAACUGAAGCUCCAAGUGCUGCAUCAACAAGUACAAGUACUCCUCAGCCAGUUAAUAAUGUGGUCCACUACUUGGCAUCUGCACUGCUUCAGAUAGAACAAGGAAUUGAGCGCAGGUUCCUCAAAGCACCUCUUGAUGCCAGUGAUGGUGGACGGGCCUAUAAAACAGUUUUGGAUCGCUGGAGAGAGUCACUUCUUUCUUCUACCAGCUUGUCCCAAGUCUUCCUUCAUCUGUCUACACUGGAUCGAAGUGUCAUCUGGUCAAAGUCCAUCCUCAAUGCUCGCUGUAAAGUGUGUCGGAAGAAAGGCGAUGCAGAAAGCAUGGUGCUGUGUGAUGGCUGCGAUCGAGGCUAUCAUAUUUACUGCAUCAGGCCCAAGCUGAAGGUCAUUCCUGAAGGAGACUGGUUUUGCCCAGAGUGCCGACCAAAACAGCGCUCUAGACGCCUCUCCUCCAGACAGAGACCUUCUGUGGAAAGCGAUGAAGAGACUGCUGAACGACUAGGAGAAGGGGAAGAAGAGGCAAAUUAUGAUGAAGUGAGGCAAAGUGAGGAAGAGCAUUAUGAAGAAGAGCAAGAUGAGGAGGAUGAAUCCCAAGAGGAAGAAGAGAUGAGCCCGUCAAAGCCAGGAAGACCUCAGGUCAAGUUUCCAUUAAAAAUGAGAGCAGCCAAACUCAACAAUCCAUUCUCAAGUCAGAACAGCCAGCGUCAGGCAAGAUAUGCUUCUCGGAGUCAGCAGAACGUGCCUAAGCAAAGUGAAUCUUCAUCUAAAGUUACCAGGAGGGGGUUGAGAAAGGUAAAAUCAGCCCCUCCAUCAGUGACAAAGCCUUCUUUAAGACUUAAUAGCCGGACCACUCGUCAGAGCCAAAGUUCAUUACAAGCAGAUGUAUUCGUGGAAUUACUCAGUCCUCGAAGAAGACGAAGAGGAAGAAAGAAUGCUGAUAACACACUGGAAAACAGCCCUUCCAAUUCUCUCGGAUUUAGAAUUGUUGAUACCACAGACCCGACCGAGCGGCUUCGAAAGUAUCCAGUUUCUACUUCAAAGCUUUCUCUUCCUGUUACUGAACCCAAGAGAAGGGGCAGGAAACGACAAUCCACAGAAUCAUCUCCUCAAACCUCAUUGAACAGGAGAAGUUCAGGACGUCAAGGGGGAGUCCACGAACUCUCAGCUUUUGAACAACUCGUAGUGGAACUGGUACGACAUGAUGACAGCUGGCCUUUCAUGAAACUGGUUUCCAAAAUCCAGGUACCAGACUACUAUGAUAUCAUCAAAAAACCUAUUGCCUUAAAUAUUAUCCGUGAAAAAGUGAAUAAAUGUGAAUAUAAGUUAGCAUCGGAAUUCAUUGAAGACAUUGAGCUGAUGUUUUCGAACUGCUUUGAAUACAACCCUCGUAACACAAGUGAAGCAAAAGCUGGAACUAGACUUCAAGCUUUCUUCCACAUUCAGGCUCAAAAGCUUGGACUUCCAAUCACAUCAGGUAAUGUGGACCACGCCGCUCCCACGGCGAAGAAGUCACGAAUCUAACCUCUACCUUCCAAAGGAUUUUUUUUUUUGAGGAAUCUGCUAUGUUCAUUAAAAUGAAAUGUUAAAUCUUAAAUCACGCAGUCGUCAUACCUGUAUAAAGCAAUAACAACUGUUUAACCACCUUGAAGUGUGGCCUGCACUAUAUUCUCAAUGUAAUAUUAAGCACUCAGGAGAAUGUAGGAAAGAUUACCUUUGCUACAGUUUUAUUCAGUGUCUAAUAAUUUUGAUAGAUGUACUGGAUACAGUACUGGUUUACAGAGGUUUUGUACAUUUUUAAUACAUUCAUGUGUCCAAAUAUCUUCCAGAAGAACAUUGUUUUUUCCUGCACAAAAUGACCUUGUUUCAUCCUCUAGAUUUUGUAGGAGCUGUGGUAUGGAGGGCUUUAUCAACUCAGAUAAAAUCUUCUGCUGUAGCACAGUUGAAGAAACUGUGUGUGUGUGUUUGAAACUUCUUUGAGCGUAUCUUCUCAACACUACACAUGAAUGAGAACAACUGCAUAUCUUUUUAAGUACUGUACCAGUGCUGGCUGGAGGUAUUCAGUCUGAGUUUAUUAAGUAGAUAUUUAUUUAGCAUUCAAAGUAAUUUGUGAAUUUGUUUUGUAUUUAUAAAAUUUGUACUUGGGGAUUAAAAACAAAAAAAAACAAAAAAAAAAAAGGAGGAGUUCCAUAACUUUUUUAAUUUUUUUUUUUUUCUGGGGUUUUUUUUUUGUUGGUUUAUUCCCCUCUAACUUGAUGAUGAAUCAAUAAACACCUUCCCGUGUCCCUGGCAGUUCUUCUAGCAAUGAGUAAAUUUACGGGACUGUACUAUAAGUUUCUACGUACAACUUUGGAAGUGCACAAAUAAAAUGACACAUUUUUCAAAGUA
Strigops habroptila (Kakapo) is the source of this 7628-nucleotide messenger RNA. It is a transcript of the gene BAZ1A, whose product is annotated as bromodomain adjacent to zinc finger domain 1A. The coding region runs from base 2112 to 6764 and encodes 1550 amino acids. The record is from RefSeq and is a predicted model, not a curated record. The transcript is spliced from 26 exons. Lineage: Eukaryota; Metazoa; Chordata; Aves; Psittaciformes; Psittacidae. Gene Ontology annotation, molecular function: protein binding. Gene Ontology annotation, biological process: chromatin remodeling.